Molecule: messenger RNA, 6060 nt
Organism: Anastrepha obliqua
Lineage: Eukaryota; Metazoa; Arthropoda; Insecta; Diptera; Tephritidae
Exons: 5
Coding region: 1-6060 (2019 amino acids)
Source: RefSeq, a predicted model, not a curated record
AUGACUUCAGAAACAUAUUUGGAUUUGACAUUUGAGCGUAGUGCAAAGAGCGGCAAACGCCCAAUUAGACCGAAGUUGCUGAAAUUAACUGAUGUCACCAUGCCGCAUCGCAGCAGAAAAAAGACCAAAGUUAAGGCUAAAGACCGAUCAGUAUCCUCAGUGCGGGACCGUAUUUAUGAUGAUCCAGCCUACACAGAUGACAUAAGUCACCUAGCGAAUCCUCUGCGUCGUAACAGCUGCUCGGGAAAAUCCGAUGGGAAGGCGAAAAGCUUGCUUGGCAUCAAUACAGCUAGCAAUGUAGCAGCUGGUGGCAGCAGCUCGUUGGGAAAACGUAGUAAAUUGACAAAGGAAUUUCUUCAACAAGGUAAAUUGCGUGAUAGAGGAACUGCUUAUGAGCAUGACGUUUCGAGCAGCUCAGAUGAACCGCUACGCUCGGAGAGUCAAUCAAAGAGCGCAACAGGCAGUGUGGGACGUCAUGGGCGCAGUCUAGAACGUAGCGCAGCUUACACGGAGGGGAAGAGUGCGGUUAAAAAACAUGAGAAGCGUGAACGCAGUAACAAACAAAAAGGCAGUCCUUGCUUGGAUAGUACAUUAACGCAAGACGUGCAAGUGAAGGAAGAUCUAAGUGUAGAACCCGCAACAACCCGCUCCGCCGGUAACAGCAAUCGCCGUUCGAAAACGCAAUCAGCUGUAAUGACCAAACAGUAUAGCGACGGCAUGGCAGUGGAUUUGCAGUGUAUGGCAGAGCAGGCGCGCGAGGAGGUCGCUUCAGUGCAUAGUGGCGUAUCGACCACAAAGGCAGCUGCCAAAAGUACGCUAACGCCUACCACCUCCACCUCGGGUGGCAGCACAAAAAUGCAAAUUGGUCGUCGCUUUCUACGCGGUGAGAUUGGCAUUAAAAGUUUCAACUAUUAUCUACUAAAGGAGGGUAUUAAGAGCUCAAAACGAUUCGUGGAGAGACAACGCAACUCUUUCACAAGCGGUUUGGCUGGCAUGGCAGGCGUUAACAAGAAAUCGCACUCACGCAGCGAGGAGAAUAUAUACGAAGAGAUUUUCUUCAAAGAUGCGCCACCGUCCGAUGAAGAGCAGCAUCAGCAGCAGGAAAGCAGCUUACCGCCCCAAGCAUCAACACAAAUGCAACAAAAACAACAACAACAACAUCAUGCGCAACAUGCACAACAACACACAGCUCAGUCACAAUCGGUCAGAAGUGCGGGCACGCCCAUAUCACAGUGUAGUGGCAGAGAGGAGGGUAUUUACGCUGAUUGCGAGCUUUGCCUGCAACAGUGCACUAAAGAAGAUUGUGAAUACUGUUAUGCGCAGCAGGCAACGGCAGCAGCAGAUAGUCAGAGGUCGGUCAAAGCGCAGCGUGAAUUGGUAAAACCAUAUGCCGUUGUUCCACUGCAGCAGCAGCAACAACAACCACUCAACAAAUUGCAACAUCAAUUCGAUAGUUCCGGGGGUCCAUUAAUCACGCAGGCACUGAAUAGCAACAUACAUGUCAGUGACAACUUCAAUGAGGCAGCAUUGGGGGGAAGCAGCAAAACUUCUGGAAAUGGCUCUGUCGGCGGACAACUGCCUGCCUCGCAUAUUCUUGAAUUCCAAUCAUACAAUCCGAAUAAUCCGGGCGUAUUCAAAAUAGAGACCACACCUGUGGCAAUCACCGGCGAUUACAAUCCGAUUUUGCAAUUUCAACAGUCUUCGCCUUCGUCUGGCACGGCAACAACAACAACGCCAAGUGUAGAGCUACAACCACAGCAGCAGCUGGAUCUUGCGCAUCAUGCAACUCCUUUGGUGCAACACCAGCAAUUGCCACAGAAACACUCACAAUUAGUGCAACAUUACAAUUAUCAGCCCACACAACAUCAGCAGCAACAAUUUAAGCACGCGGGACAUAGUUAUUUACUGCACGGCGGUGCCACCCUACCGCAUCACCACUAUCAUCAAUCCCCUGGUUUCCCGUCUAACAGCGCCGGCAUACUUAUAACACAGCAACGCGUGCGCGGCAACCAUCGUGGUGGCAAUCAACAACAACAGUCUCAUUAUAUGCUCACUUACAAUACGCCGCCAAUGGCUACAGCUCCGCCAACGGCAGGCGGAGGAAAUCAGCGCUUGAACACAAAAUCCUCUUCAUCCAGCGAUUCGUUGCAACAUCAGCACAUGCAUAAAUACAACACUAUGUCGCGCCUGGAGGCACAACAAAUGCUAAUGGGGGACCCCUUUUAUGGCGGCUCCAAUAUGGGACCCUCAAAUUCGCUCUUGUUCGCUACAAGCCGUCCUAUUGGCGGUUCGCAGAUCCUCGUCGAUCCAUACGAAUUACCACAAAUGUACAAGAGCGAUUCCCGCGCUUCUAUAUUAAGCGAAUACUCAUUGCGCAGCAGCGACAAUUCGCAUCGGUACAAUCGUUUUCGCUACGCUGGCAGCGGUGGUAGUUUCAGUGGUGUGGCUGGUGGCGGCGGACAGGUGAGUGACUCUAGUCUGGGUGACUCGCUUUUCUCGUGCACUUCCGCGCAGCGACGUUACUUUGGCAGCUCAGAAAGCUGUCGCUUCGGUUUCGAAUGUCGACGCUGCAGUCUUGAUGGCGGCGAAAAGUGUAGCUAUUCGGAUACUUGUCGCUAUGAGUGCCGUAAUUGUGAUUGCUCGUCUAGCUACUUUUCCUCGGAUUUUGAUGACAUGUACGGCAGUGUGCCUGGUGCAUGUGGUUCUGCAGCAGCGCUGGCUGCUCAGCGAAACAACGGUAUCCCACGCAAAACGGCAGCAGGCACCCUGCCGGCGAGUGCCGGUACUAAUGAGCUUGAGCGUCAACAGGACCAACUCGAGUUGAAGCAAAACAAGUAUGCGCAAGAUUUCUUCAAGCAUGUUAACGAUGUAAAGCGUAGCAUAUAUCAGUCGGAGAUGAAACGCAACGUGAGUGGUACGGGUGAGUGUGAUGUGAGUGACGCUAGGGGUAAAUACGUAAAAGAUGAACACGGUAAUGUUAUAGCGCAGGCAACGGAGGUGAGUCCGAGGCGUCGUGCGGCCAAGGAGGGGCCACAAAUCACAACCUUACCGCUUACUAAGGAACGGUCGCACGGACAACGCGCCAUCAAUGCAUCGCAUACAGACAUCUCGGUCACGCCUACUCCGGCGCCCAGAACAAGCUUACAGCACGCACAGUCAACAAUGCCCCCACAACCUAUAAAACGUGCGCGUCAUGCUCACGGGCAAGCAUCUUACAAACACCACCAUGAAUAUCCCUCAUUGGAUCGUUUAGUGGCAAGCGCCACCGGCGCUAUACCCAAAACGGCAACUACUUUUCUACCCAGUGCCGUCGGUAAGAUAAAAACUAAUGCACCCAACUCAAGGCCACAUCCUAAUCUAGAAUCUAACUGUGACAAAAACAGCAACAGUGUAUAUCGUACGGACCGCCAAAGUCCAUGUCACAGUCCAAAAGGUUUGAAAAUUACCGACUGCCCACUCGGGUUGCCAACUGCGCUGCCACACGUUGCUAACAUGGAUGCGAUUAAGGUCAGCUGUCGUGAGACACUUGUCGCCACUGAAGCAGUUGCUAAUAACAACAAUAAUAAUCUUGUAUUGGAGUCCGCCGAUGCGAAACAAAAUGAUGCCACUAAGAUUGUUGGGGGCGCUAAGAUAGUAAGUGGAGGCGCGGUUUCUGGCUCAACAAAGCAUGAAGAGCGAUAUUUAAGUGUUGAACAGACCGGAAACGCACCUGCAGCGCAGUCUGGCAAACGCCACCAUCGCAGCACAUCUGUCUCGAAGCAAGCUGCAUUGUCAGCUUCGCGCCGUAGCAAGGACAUACCAGCACCACCACCGCCAUCGCCAGUCACGCACUCCGACAUGCAAGAGCUAAGUGCAAACUUAAAGAACGCCCAGCAACAGCAGAGCGAUGAAAAUGAAGGUGAAGCCAAAAAAUCAUCAGUCGAAAGGCGUAGGGAAAAACUGCCAAAAGAAGGUGGCGAACGGCAAGAAAAAUUCGAAGAAGGUCACCUUAAAGGGGAAAAAGAAGCGGCAUUGAAGCGUAAAAAGGAAAAGCAGGCGGCAGAGCUGAAUUUGACACAAGACAGUAGUUGGGGUAGCAAAAAUACCACAAUGAAGUCGCCAAAGUCGAAAGUUAAUGCAUCUGCGAUGGAGAAAAUAAACACAGCAUUAGCGACAACAAUAACGCAAUACGCUGGCACUUCUGGCGGUAAAGAAUUAUGUGAGACACCGACAAAGCCUCUGGCCGUCGCAAAGUCAUGUGUGGCUGCUGCCGUAGUAGUUGCAGGUGCUAAUUACAUGCCAGAUUCCAGCACAGCUAUGCAGCAACAACUACAGCAACAACAACAAAAUGAAAUGCCUCCUGAACGCGCACAUGCCAAGCCAAACAAUGAAAAUAGCGGCAGUAAAAAUUCUUCGGAAGCAGUCAAGCAACUAGAAGUGUGCACCAGCGCACACGCCACCGACGACGACGAUGUCUUCUACGAUGCACGCAGUGAGGACUCGGGUGGCACAGCACCCAGCGCAGCGUCAAGCUGUCUACAAAGCCAACAAAUAGCAGCGACAGGCAAAAACAGAAGUGAGCAGCGUUCGCAAUGUUUGCAACUUCGAGGCAAGACUGCAUCGAGCCCUGAAUUCAGCCGAGAGCAGCGGAAACCCCAACAAAGUCACCAACAACAAUAUGAACAACAGCUUAUCGUCAGCAGCAGCGACAUGCAACUGAACACAGACAGCUCUGCCCCAGUGCAGGCGGUCACUGUGAACGUCGAGGACAAUGCGACCGCAAUACAAACGAAAUCCAAGGACACGCUAGCGGCUACCAGUGAGAGCGUAAAAACUGAACGAACGAAAAGCGUAACGACCAAAAGCGACGAAGUAACUGUAGCUGCGAAAAGUGCACAAGCUAAAGAUGUCACAAAUGUUGCUACAAAUGGAGCAACAGGGUCCUCGAUGAUGGCAUUGAACCUGGUCGAGGCAACUGCGGCAACAGUGGCUACUGCUGCUCAAGAAAAAGAGCAGCAUAAAGAUGUGGGCGGCGAUGGCGGUGCCAACAACAGUCACACGCGCAGAGAGAAGAAGCGUCGCGGCACCAGCAGUAGCAACCGAGAUUCGUCAAGCAGGCAGCAUAAAGUUGCUGCAAAGUCGACAACGACUAUAAGUUGUGAUACAUGUUGCCAAGUCGAAUGCGAACAAUACCAUCAGCAGCAGCAGCAGAAGCAUCACCGCCAUGAAUCGCGUGCUGAGUCAAAAAUCAAAACAAGUAAGGAAAGAGCGAACAAAAUAAAAGGCGAAAAAAGCAGAGAUAUCGUAGAAGCAGCAACCGCACCAGAGAGUUGUGUUGAGCAAUCAACAAUUACAACAACAAUACUAACAACAAAAGCAAUAGACUUUACGAAAUUGGACGAUUCGUUGACAUGCGCAGCAGCUAUGUUGUCAAAUUCGAGAGCAACAGCCGCCCACCAACGUAAUGAACUGCAAACUAAAGCCACAACAACGAGCACAACUACUGUUCACACCACGGUCUCUCAGACAAAACUGGUGACCACAACGACGAUUAUAAAUCAAAUUGGCGCGCAAACUGACAACAUAUCGAAGAGCAACGAAAAUACCAUGACUGGCAAAGGCAUGAGCCCGCAACAUGCUCCUGAAGCUGUUGCCUGCAGCGCUGCUGCAGCUGAGCAGACUGCUAAAUCUGGUUUGCCGAGCGAACGAAAUGAAACAACAGCUACGACAGUCGGAAGAGGAAUAGUAGCUGGUGAACUGUCAACAACAAAUACAACAACGCCGACAGAAGCAACAAUCAUUAUAACACCAGCUGAGCCAACACCGACAACAAUAACAGUAACAACAAUCACAACAAAGUUAACAACAGUCAACGACACAGCAGCAGUGGAAUGUACUACAGUGCCUGCUAAACUGUUAACAGAAACGGCACCGUCAACGUCCACAUCGACGCCAACAGCAGCGUCCGAUGCAACAGCCAUAGCAACUACUUCGCCAACAACCAGUGCGGCCAACUCUAUAGCCAGUUGUAUUUCGGAUAUCGCAGGUGUCACUACGCAUUCGUACAGAUAUUUGCGAUAA